AUGAGCUUCACUGGAAAGUAUGAACUCCAGUCCCAGGAAAAUUUUGAGCCUUUUAUGAAAGCCAUUGGGCUUCCCGAUGAGCAGAUCCAGAAGGGCAAGGACAUCAAGAGCAUCUCGGAAAUCGUGCAGGAUGGGAAAACGUUCAAGAUUACCGUGACCACUGGCUCUAAAGUGCUGCACAACGAGUUCACCAUCGGGGAGGAGUGCGAGAUGGAGAUACUGACAGGACAGAAAGUCAAGGCUGUUGUUCAGAUGGAGGGUAACAACAGACUGGUCGCAAACGUGAAAGGGCUGACAUCUGUCACCGAACUCAAUGGAGACAUCAUCACCAAUACGAUCACCAUGGGAGACCUCACCUACAAGAGGAUCAGCAAGAGAAUCUAG
Gymnogyps californianus (California condor) is the source of this 384-nucleotide messenger RNA. It is a transcript of the gene FABP1, whose product is annotated as fatty acid binding protein 1. Gene Ontology annotation, biological process: fatty acid transport. Gene Ontology annotation, cellular component: cytosol; nucleus. The transcript has 4 exons. Gene Ontology annotation, molecular function: fatty acid binding. The coding region runs from base 1 to 384 and encodes 127 amino acids. NCBI's taxonomy places the organism in Eukaryota, Metazoa, Chordata, Aves, Accipitriformes, Cathartidae. The record is from RefSeq and is a predicted model, not a curated record.